Molecule: messenger RNA, 2490 nt
Organism: Cynoglossus semilaevis (tongue sole)
Lineage: Eukaryota; Metazoa; Chordata; Actinopteri; Pleuronectiformes; Cynoglossidae
Product: sodium-coupled neutral amino acid transporter 3-like
Exons: 17
Coding region: 429-1994 (521 amino acids)
Biological process (GO): amino acid transmembrane transport; L-glutamine transport; histidine transport
Cellular component (GO): plasma membrane
Molecular function (GO): L-asparagine transmembrane transporter activity; L-glutamine transmembrane transporter activity; L-histidine transmembrane transporter activity
Source: RefSeq, a predicted model, not a curated record
GAGAGAGAGAGAGUGAGCGAGAGAGUGAGAGAGAGAGCAGCCAAAUUUGAUUGGGGUCGCCGUGCGCGCGUGUGGUACAGUGCCGUGCGGUGGGCGGGUCCUGGGCAGCUUUUUAACAGCCCACUUCUGUGAAAGAUUACAGGGGCAAAUUCACUCCGUGAGAAACACAUGACAAUAAACAGCGUUGGAAGGAAAGGCGCUCGGAGGUAGAGGGCGACACGGCACGGCACGGCAACCCCAGGGGGUGAGCACUGAGCGGGAUCCAGGGUCUGUGUGGAGCUAUUUGGAGUUGGAGGUUGGAGGACGUCGGUACCGGUCCGAUUCCAGGAGGAACUUCUCACCUCUCCCCCAAAGCAUAACCAUUCACGCAGCCUUAAAAAUAAUAUCCUUCCCCCGACCAACGUAGACACCAAUACACAGAACCUGACAUGAGCGCGUCCGCUGAGGUCAACGCUGUUCCUAACGGGAAGGGCCACGAGUCCUGCGAGAUGACGGCAAUGACCAAAACAACAUCAGCCGAGGAUGGUCAGACCCUCGACGCUACUUGUAGUGAAACAGAAUCCAACUGUGCCCAGAACUGUGCUAGUCCUCACAACGCUGAGAAUGCAGAGGCCGGCAACAGUAAGAGCCAUGACUUCAUAUCAGACGCAGAAGACAAGAAAACCACGCGCUUCACCGAUUUUGAAGGAAAAACGUCGUUCGGGAUGUCGGUCUUCAACCUGGGCAACGCCAUCAUGGGCAGUGGGAUCCUGGGUCUGGCCUACGCCAUGGCCAACACCGGAGUGGUCCUGUUUUUGAUCCUUCUGACAGUAGUGGCCGCUCUUUCCUCUUAUUCUAUUCAUCUGCUGCUGAAAUCAUCUGGUAUUGUAGGGAUUCGUGCUUACGAGCAGCUUGGUUUCAGGGCCUUCGGGAUCCCGGGAAAGAUGGCGGCGGGCAUCGCCAUCACACUGCAGAACAUUGGAGCCAUGUCCAGUUACCUGUACAUCGUCAAGUCUGAGUUUCCUCUGGUCAUCCAGGCCUUCCUGAAGGUGGACAACCCUGCUGGUGAAUGGUACCUGAACGGAAACUACCUGGUGGUCAUCGUGUCGCUGGCUGUAAUUUUACCUCUGGCUCUCAUGAAGCAGCUGGGAUACCUGGGCUACACCAGCGGCUUCUCCCUGAGCUGCAUGCUUUUCUUCCUGGUCUCGGUCAUCUACAAGAAGUUCAACAUCCCUUGUCCCUUUGUGGACUUUGCAUUCAAUGCGACCAACACCGUACUUAACAUCAGCGCCAACGAUACAGGCGGGGAGGUGGACCCCGCCUGUAUCCCCAAAAUGGCCAAUCUCAACAUACAGACGGCCUACACCAUCCCUAUCCUGGCCUUCGCCUUCGUGUGCCACCCCGAGGUGCUGCCCAUCUACACGGAGCUGCGCGAUGCCAGCAAGAAAAAGAUGCAGCAUGUGGCCAACAUCUCUAUUGCAGUCAUGUACUGCAUGUACUUCCUGGCUGCUCUAUUUGGAUACCUAACGUUCUAUGGUGAGGUGGAAGCCGAGCUCCUUCACACCUACAGUCGUAUCGACCCCUACGACGUCCUGAUACUGUGCGUGCGGGUGGCCGUGCUCACCGCCGUCACGCUCACCGUGCCCAUCGUGCUCUUUCCCGUACGAAGAGCGAUUCAGCAGAUGGCGUUUCCCAACAAGACCUUCAACUGGCCACGCCACAUCGCCAUUGCCUUCGUGCUGCUCACCUUCAUCAACCUGCUGGUCAUCUUUGCUCCCAACAUCCUGGGGAUCUUUGGGAUCAUCGGUGCCACCUCUGCCCCCUGCCUCAUCUUCAUCUUCCCUGCCGUCUUCUACAUCCGUAUUGUACCCAAAGAAGAAGAGCCGAUGCGCUCGUUGCCCAAAAUUUUGGCUGCCUGUUUUGCAGGGGUUGGCUUCCUGUUUAUGAUCAUGAGUCUCAGCUUUAUCAUAAUUGACUGGACAUCGGGCAGCAGUAAAGCCGUCAGCGGUCACUAGACCCGUCCCUCCGUGUGAUUCAGGCAUUUAUAUGGUUGAUUUAGACCUGUUUUUAUCAUGUGACUGUUUUUCUGGUUUGUUUUCUCCUUUUUUUUUCUUUUUUGUUGGUCGGUUUCUUGUCGGUGGUUGUGAUGCCUCAGCGUGGGUGGAGUCUGGAGCUCAGAGCGGCUCUCUGUCCUUCUACAAACUCUCUCCAACUCUGAUGACAUAACAUUGUACUGUACAUCCAGGCCAGUAAUGAAUUUCCUGAGAGGAAGGUUUGAUGAUGAUGAUGAUGAUGAUGAUGAUGAUCGGAGGCUGUGCCUUGUGAGAUGGAUGUAAAAGAAAACAACUCCGUCUCGUUCCUGACUCAGAUGAUCUGUAAUCUGUAACCUGCCACUCAGAUUAGACGACAUAAUCUGAGGUAUUUCACUGGUAACUGUUGUUGUUUUUUUUUAAUAGACUUUAUUGAAUUAUAGAUAAUAAUUUUGCAUCUAUUAUAUUUUUAUGAUUAUGA